Molecule: messenger RNA, 396 nt
Organism: Pleurotus ostreatus (oyster mushroom)
Lineage: Eukaryota; Fungi; Basidiomycota; Agaricomycetes; Agaricales; Pleurotaceae
Exons: 3
Coding region: 1-396 (131 amino acids)
Source: RefSeq, a predicted model, not a curated record
AUGGCCGAGUCUAGUUAUAAGGAGCCCAGAUCAACUUGUAAUCCUCAGCAACCCACAUCUCCCUCCAGAGUAUCAAAGCUUGCUUAUCAGUCGACCAUGCGUCCUGCCGUCAUCCUCAUCGCUCUCGCAGCCUUCACCAUGGCUAGCCCCAUCGCCAUGGAGGCCAAGGAAGACUCCUUAGCUGUCCCAUCCUACUCCCAGAACCUUGACUUCGUCGCCGCUGCUAAACCUGCGGCCCCGGCCAAGCCAGAGGCGGAACCCGGCGUGUUGAGCAAGAUAGGGAGCAAGAUCGACAAAGGCAAAGUGUUGGACUCAGUCAAGAUUGCUGUCGCCAAAGGCUGCAAAGUCGUCCACGGCCUGAUCACUGAGUGCUUGACCCCACCGACCAGUCCUUGA